Molecule: messenger RNA, 1449 nt
Organism: Oncorhynchus mykiss (rainbow trout)
Lineage: Eukaryota; Metazoa; Chordata; Actinopteri; Salmoniformes; Salmonidae
Source: RefSeq, a predicted model, not a curated record
AUGCUUCAUCUUCCAGACACACUGCAGGUCCUGGUGUGUGAGACUCCCCAGAUGCAGAGGAAGAGCCAGGACCAGGACCAGAGUCAGGACCAGGACCAGAGUCAGGACCAGGACCAGAGUCAGGACCAGGACCAGAGUCAGGACCAGGACAAGAGUCAGGACCAAGACCAGAGUCAAGACCAGGACAAGAGUCAGGACCAGGACCAGAGUCAGGACCAGGACAAGAGUCAGGACCAGGACAAGAGUCAGGACCAGGACCAGAGUCAGGACCAUGACCAGAGUCAGGACCAGGACAAGAGUCAGGACCAGGACCAGAGUCAGGACCAGGACCAGGGUCAGGACCAGGACAAGAGUCAGGACCAGGACCAGAGUCAGGACCAGGACAAGAGUCAGGACCAGGACCGGAGUCAGGACCAGAGUCAGGACCAGGACAAGAGUCAGGACCAGGACCAGAGUCAGGACCAGGACAAGAGUCAGGACCAGGACAAGAGUCAGGACCAGGACCAGAGUCAGGACCAUGACCAGAGUCAGGACCAGGACCAGAGUCAGGACCAGGACAAGAGUCAGGACCAGGACCAGAGUCAGGACCAUAACCAGAGUCAGGACCAGGACAAGAGUCAGGACCAGGACCAGAGUCAGGACCAGGACAAGAGUCAGGACCAGGACCAGGACAAGAGUCAGGACCAGGACCAGAGUCAGGACCAGGACAAGAGUCAGGACCAGGACCAGAGUCAGGACCAGAGUCAGGACCAGGACAAGAGUCAGGACCAGGACCAGAGUCAGGACCAGGACAAGAGUCAGGACCAGGACAAGAGUCAGGACCAGGACCAGAGUCAGGACCAUGACCAGAGUCAGGACCAGGAUCAGAGUCAGGACCAGGACAAGAGUCAGGACCAGGACCAGAGUCAGGACCAUAACCAGAGUCAGGACCAGGACAAGAGUCAGGACCAGGACCAGGGUCAGGACCAGGACAAGAGUCAGGACCAGGACCAGAGUCAGGACCAGGACAAGAGUCAGGACCAGGACCAGAGUCAGGACCAGGACAAGAGUCAGGACCAGGACCAGAGUCAGGACCAUAACCAGAGUCAGGACCAGGACAAGAGUCAGGACCAGGACCAGGGUCAGGACCAGGACAAGAGUCAGGACCAGGACCAGAGUCAGGACCAGGACAAGAGUCAGGACCAGGACCAGAGUCAGGACCAGGACAAGAGUCAGGACCAGGACCAGAGUCAGCACCAGGGUCAGGACCAGGGUCAGGACCAGGACCAGAGUCAGGACCAGGACCAGAGUCAGGACCAGGACCAUGACCAGGAUCAGAGUCAGGACCAGGACCAGCGCCAGGACCAGGAGCAGAGUCAGGACCAGGACCAGGGUCAGGACCAGGGUCAGGACCAGGACCAGAGUCAGGACCAGGGUCAGGACCAGGACCAGGAAUCCACCAUUAACUAA